Messenger RNA from Penicillium cinerascens, 705 nucleotides. Its product is annotated as HCNGP domain-containing protein. Gene Ontology annotation, biological process: regulation of DNA-templated transcription. Bases 1 to 705 code for a protein of 234 amino acids. The transcript is spliced from 3 exons. Gene Ontology annotation, cellular component: nucleus. NCBI's taxonomy places the organism in Eukaryota, Fungi, Ascomycota, Eurotiomycetes, Eurotiales, Aspergillaceae. The record is from RefSeq and is a predicted model, not a curated record.
AUGCUCGGUCUUGUUUCAUAUGAUAGCAGUGACGAGGACGAGGUCGUGAUCAAGACACCUCUCGAAUCAACGCGCAAUGAAAAGCUUCCUGCCACGGCCCCGCCAGCAGAUCAGACCAGAGACAAAAUCCCUGUCCAUCAUGUGCACAAAUUUCCGCCCACAAGUACAGCCUCCAACGAAGCCCCAAGUGGCCCUGUUCUCGGUCCUGCAUCUGGCCCAACACCGAUCGACCAGGCGCAGUCACCAGAUACCCGUACCGAAACCGACCGCUCCUCUCCUUUCUCGGCAUCACGAGCUUUGAUUCAAGAUCUCACGCUCCCUCCAGUCCCCAACCUGGACAUUCCACCGUCUCCUCCCGGGUCUCCCGAUCCUGCGGCAAACGCCAAGUUCGAGCAUUUCCUGUCUCUCAAGAAGCAGGGUGUUCACUUCAAUGCAAAGCUUGCCAACUCGUCGUCUCUUAAGAAUCCCAGUUUAUUAAAGAAGAUGAUGGAACACGCGGGUAUCGACGAGCAAUCCCAAUAUGAUACGGCCUUGCCGGCAGCCUUGUGGAGUACUUCCAACCUUCCCAAAUGGAGCUUCAAGGAAGAACUUUUAAGAACCCAACAAGAAAUCCGGCAGCAAACGGAAGAGAAGAAGUCAUCCGGCCAGAGGUCUUCCAUUGAUUUUGUGUCCGGUUCGGAUACAAAAAAAAAAUCCAAUGCAUGA